Aricia agestis (brown argus) is the source of this 1533-nucleotide messenger RNA. It is a transcript of the gene spag, whose product is annotated as RNA polymerase II-associated protein 3-like. The coding region runs from base 21 to 1469 and encodes 482 amino acids. The transcript has 9 exons. The record is from RefSeq and is a predicted model, not a curated record. Gene Ontology annotation, molecular function: protein binding. Lineage: Eukaryota; Metazoa; Arthropoda; Insecta; Lepidoptera; Lycaenidae.
UUUUAUUUUAAAACAAAGAAAUGGAGAAAGCUUUUGAAAUUCAGAGGCAAGCUAGAGAUAAUGCUAAAACAAUACAUUCGUAUCUCACCGACUUACAGAACUGGGAGACAGAAAUGAAACGCAAAGAGGCUGCUAUAAACGGGGAAUUCGAACAGGUUUUGCCCCCUGUACGAAGUAAACAGAAAAGAGAGAAACAGGGACUCAGAAAGAAAAGAGCCGACAGAAUCACAUCAUCGGAUUACGGAGCUUGGGAAAAAUUUGAUGUUGAAAAAGCAUGCGUAGAAGUUGAUAUGGCUGACAUAGGACCGGUGUCAUUGGACAGUAAAAAAAGCAUGGACGCAAAAAAAGAAAAGUUAAGAGAGGAAGCACAAUAUGAGAAGAAUAGGGGCAAUACAUUUGUGAAACGGGAGAAAUGGGACGAGGCUAUAGUGUGCUACAACCGGGCCAUAGAGCUGGUGAAGGACGACGCAAUUUAUUACGCGAACAGAGCACUAUGUCACUUAAUGAAAGACAGCCUCCACCAAGCCAUAUCAGACUGCAACGAAGCUCUGAAACUGGAUCCUAACUAUGUUAAAGCAUAUCAGCGGAGAGCAUCUGCGAGUGAGAAGCUGGGCUCGCUCCGAGCUGCCUCACAGGACCUACAGGAGGUUAUCCGACUGGAACCGCACAAUAACGCUGCUAGGAAACAGCUGGAGGACAUAAAGAAACGAAUGGGAACUAAGGGAAUGAAAUCUAAGUCGUCACCUAUAUCGGAGUCCAAAUCGUUCAUACCACCUAACAAUUACAAGCCAAAGAUCAUAGAAUUGCCCGAUGAACCGAGUAAGGAAGAGAGAGAGUUGGAGAAGUGGAAAGACGGUGUUGGAGAGGAUAUAAAUGUUAUCAAACCUGUGAAGAAACCACCGCAUUUGAGGUCCAAGAGAGCACUAAAGAAUGUGCCAAUACAAGAGAUACCUUUAGGCAGAAUCGACAAGAAUACAACCGAGACUGACAAAACUGUGGAGGAAGUUAACUCAAAACUGACCGAACUUUGCAAACCUGACCCCCCGGAGUCAAACAAACUGCUGUCAGAUGUUCUGACCACGGAAAAAGUGGAAAAUCUGACUGCCCCCCACAAUAGCGUCCAGUUCACGUCAGAAUGGAAGUACUUAAAGAAUAAGAUAGGCGCCAGAGGCGAUUAUUUAAGUAUAAUAGACCCAGAGAAGCUACCGGCGAUUUUCGCUAACGCCCUAGAAAGUGACAUACUGUCGGAAAUACUGCAAACUCUACACCAAGAUAUACAGAAGUUCACUAAAAAGUCGGUGUCAGAGUACCUCCUUGCUCUCAGUAAAGUGAAGAGGUUUUCAACGCUCACACUGUUCUUAACUAGGGAUGAUAAAGAGAUAAUCAGAAAACUAUUGGUCCACUGCGAGAAAGAAGAAAAACUGACGACGGGCGAAAUAGCUGAACUGAUGGAGUUGUAUGAAGUUUAAAUGUAAUAGGCCAAGAAUUAUUUAAAUAUUCAGUCAUAUUUUAUAUGUAAUCGAUUGUACUGUC